This is a messenger RNA of Xenopus tropicalis (tropical clawed frog), 2547 nucleotides long. Its product is annotated as extracellular calcium-sensing receptor. The transcript has 6 exons. Gene Ontology annotation, molecular function: G protein-coupled receptor activity. Gene Ontology annotation, biological process: G protein-coupled receptor signaling pathway. Gene Ontology annotation, cellular component: plasma membrane; membrane. The record is from RefSeq and is a predicted model, not a curated record. Bases 1 to 2547 code for a protein of 848 amino acids. Lineage: Eukaryota; Metazoa; Chordata; Amphibia; Anura; Pipidae.
AUGGAAGUAUCACUGCCUGGUCCUACUGCUGGUCCUACUGCCGGUCCUAAUGGGAGUGAUAGUGUGAAUGAGGUGAUUACGCUGAAUCCGGGAGAGAAUGGUGAAAGUGUGGCUUUGGAGAGAGAAGUUGAAGUGACAGAUGGGGAUGCGGAGGCAGAGAGGGAGCAUGGGAGAGAGAAUGAGUGGAGUGACCAGUCAAACCCUAAUGGAGAUGGUGUUCCGACCAUUAAUCCUGCCUGUGAGCUGAAGAUCAUCCCAACGUAUGAAGACUAUGAAUACAUCCAGGAAGGAGACAUUAUGAUUGGUGGAGUGUUAACAGUGAACUCAUAUACAAUUCCUUUCAGAUAUGCUCAGGAUGGUUACCUGCGAAUGGCGUGUGUUGAUGUUUUCCCUGAGUAUUACAGACAAUUAGUGGAUUUACUUAUAGACAUUAAGCAAAUUAACCAGUCUCCAAACAUUCUGCUUAACCUGACCCUGGGGUACCAUAUAUACGACUCCUGUGGGGACCCCCGGAAGGCAGUGAGGAGCGUAUUACAGAUAUUAUCUGGUACCAGGGAGCCGGUUCCCAAUUACUCCUGUGUGGGAAAGAGAAACAUUGCUGGGUUUAUUGGGGAUCUCAGCUCAGAGAAUACAGUAGCAAUAGCCCAGAUUCUGAACUUGUAUGGCUAUUCCCAGAUCAGUUACGGAGCGACAGACACAGAGCUCAGCGACAGAGUCUCAUUCCCGUACUUUUUCCGCACAACACAAAGUGACCGUGGCCAUUAUUUUGCUUUGAGCAAGUUACUGAAAUAUUUUGGCUGGACCUGGGUUGGAAUCAUACGAUUAGAUGAUUACGGUGGAGAAAAAGAACAUCAACUGCUGAAAAGCAUCCUUUCUAAUGACGGGAUGUGUAUUGAAUUCACUUUAAAGAUAACAAGUUAUAUAUUGAGAAAUGAAAUUGAGACCAAUAUUCCAUAUUAUAUGGUCUAUAAAAGGAUUAUAGAAGAAUCCACAGCCAGUGUAAUUGUAUUUUGUGGAACAGUUCCUACCAGUUCUGUAGGAAAAUUAAUUCCCCUUUCAGAUUUGUUUAUUAAAAAAACACUAAUUGUUUCCAAUAAUUUGGCAUCUUCUCUUCACUUUAUGGAUUACGCAAUAGAAAUAUUUAAUGGCAGUUUGGGAAUUACACAAAUGUUGCUGAGUUCCCGGUACAGCACUGAGAAUACUCAAGUUCUAAAGGAAUUUCAUCCUUCAAAAUACCCCAAAGACAAGUUGCUUGAAGACAUCUGGAUGCAGUAUCAUUCAUGUUUAUCAAAGGACCCAGCUAAGAAUAAAGCAUAUGAGCAACUGUACUCAGGCUUCUUGUACAACUGCAGCGGGAGGGAACUCAUUACAAAUGUUCGAAACUUUGACAAUAAGUUUUUUUCCCCCCGCGUUCCCCUCGCAGUUGAUAUAAUGGCUCGUGCGCUUCAUAUUAUGCAGAUAUCACUUGCCAACAGAACUACUGGAAAGGCCAAAAAAGAGCAGAAUUAUAGGAAUCAGGUCCCGAAAUCUCAAUGCACAGAUAAUUGCCUCCCCGGCUUCAGGAAGGUGCCAAAGCCCGGAGCCCAUUCCUGUUGUUAUAACUGUGUCCCGUGUUCUAAUGGAGAAAUUGCAAACACAUCUGACAGUGAAAACUGUGUCCAUUGCCCCGACAUGGAAUGGCCCAAUGAAAACAGGACUCAGUGUAUUGCCAAAGUGGAAGAAUUUCUCUCUUAUACUAAUGAUAUAAUUUCUAUCAUUUUUUCAGCUAUUUCAAUUCUGUUUUUUUUAAUUACCAUGCUAAUAUUGAUACUGUUUAUUAAAAACUGGGACAGCCCCAUAGUGAGAGCCAACAACCGGAGCCUGAGCUUCCUCCUCCUUGUCUCCAUCAAGCUGAGCUUCCUCAGUGUGUUUCUGUUCCUCGGUCGCCCUGUGGAUAUAACCUGCAUGCUGCGCAUCAUCACUUUUGGAAUCACCUUCUCCAUAGCUGUCUCUUCUCUCCUGGCCAAGACUAUCAUGGUUUGUGUUGCUUUCAAAGCCACCAAGCCAGGGAGCUCAUGGAGAAAAUGGCUGGGAGUCAAACUGUCCAAUUCUGUAGUCUUGUUCUGCUCAUCCAUUCAAAUAAUCAUCUGCAUGACUUGGUUGGCCAUUUCUCCUCCCUUUCAGGAACUGGACAUUCACACUUCCCCUGGAACCAUCAUCAUUCAGUGCAAUGAGGGCUCAGCUAUUGGCUUUUACUCAGUUAUUGGGUAUAUGGGGCUUCUGGCAGCUGUUAGUUUUGUUUUAGCAUUUUUAGCUCGGAGCUUACCGGACAGUUUUAAUGAGGCCAAGUACAUCACUUUCAGCAUGCUGCUCUUCUGCAGUGUUUGGAUCACAAUGAUCCCGGCCUAUCUGAGCACCAAAGGCAAAAACACUGUGUGUGUGGAGAUAUUUGCCAUACUCACCUCAAGCGCGGGCCUUUUAGCCUGUAUAUUUCUGCCCAAAUGUUAUAUCAUUUUAAUUAAAUCAGAAAUGAACACAAAAACCCAUUUACUUGGAAACAAAAUGUAA